This is a messenger RNA of Amphibalanus amphitrite, 3760 nucleotides long. RefSeq names its product insulin-like growth factor-binding protein complex acid labile subunit. Bases 672 to 2198 code for a protein of 508 amino acids. Gene Ontology annotation, molecular function: protein binding. Lineage: Eukaryota; Metazoa; Arthropoda; Thecostraca; Balanomorpha; Balanidae. The record is from RefSeq and is a predicted model, not a curated record. The transcript has 2 exons.
GUUGAUUCACCGUCCGCCGGCUGCCGGCCUCUGUUUGCGCCGCCGAGUCGGCGUGGAUGCGGCGAACCCGGCGCGCGGAGCCGACCACGCGGCCGUCAGUGCUGGCUGGGACGCGGUGCUGCGAGCUGGGAGCUGCGGGGUGCUGAACGGGCCGCGUUGCUGAGAGGUGGGAGCUGCUGAGAGAAGCUGAGGGGUGCUGAACGGCCCGCGCUGCUGGGAGCUGAGAGCUGCUGAGCGUGACGCCGAGUGAGUGGACCGUUGAGCCCUGAGGGAGGCUGUGCACUGUGCAGGGAUCGCAGUGUUUGUGUGAAAACUGAGGAGGUGGACUGCGGAUUAGCAGAAGUGGACCGUGAGGACUAGCCGAGGUGGACCGUGUGGACGGACGGAGGUCCACCGGUAUUGCACCGAACCCGGAUCGGAAGUGGUCCGUUCGAUUGCAGUCGAGUGGUCAGUCCGGUCGACCGCGUCUUCUGAUAACAAACGGAGCAGCGACACCUGUCCCACCGAACAGGUGACUCGGUGUGCACGUGCAGGGAGAGGUGUAGUGAGAGUUGAUUGUCGCAGCAAGAUCUACAGCCAAACGCCAACUAACACAGACAGCAACAAAACGGGCCUCCUCUCGGCGUGUUGCACCGCUGCUUCAUUCGCGAUGUCGUGACGGGGCCGACGCGAUGCCCCGCGGCCGGAGUAGUUUGCUGCUGCUGCCGCUAGCGGCGCUGAUGUCGGCGGCGGCCGCCUUCUGCCCUCCGCGGUGUCGGUGUGACGACAUCACGCUCACGGCCGACUGCACGGGCGCCCAGCUGGACAGCUUCCCGAUCACGCUCAACCCGCGCCUGCGCCGCCUCAUCCUGGUCGACAACGCCAUCCGGCGACUCGACACCAGCAUGGUCUCAUCGUACACGCACCUCGAGUUCCUCGACAUGCGCCGCAAUGGCAUGCUCAGCGUACAGGCCAACAGCUUUGAGCGCCAGCAGCGGCUGCUCGAGCUGCGCCUGGGUCAGAACCAGCUGGGACAGCUCGAGGAGGGCGUGUUCAACGGGCUGCGCCGUCUGCGCGUGCUCGACCUCAGCGCCAACCAGCUGCGGGAGGUGCCCGACGACGCGCUGCGGCCGCUACAGAUGCUGACGGACCUGGACCUCUCAGAGAACCGGCUGGCGGCGCUGUCCCGGGACGCGCUGUCGGGCGCCGUCAGCCUGCGCCGGCUGAGUCUGGCCAGUAACCUGCUGACGGCUGUGCCGACGGAGGCGCUGCAGCAGCUCUCUCAGCUGGACGACCUCAGUCUGGCCGGGAACAGCAUUGAGCGCCUGUCGGCCGGGGAGCUGGGCCGCGCCGCGCCGGCGCUCACACAGCUCAGUUUGGCCGGGAACCGGAUCGCGCCGCUGCCGGAUGGCGUGUUCGACGGUCUGGCCGGCCUGCGGCAGCUGAACGUGGCCGACAUCGGGCUCGACUCGGCCGACGAGGAGACGUUCACCGGCCUGGACCGGCUGGAGGAGCUGCACCUCAGCGGGAACCCGCUCUCCCGGUUGGGCCCGGCGCCGCUGGAGCGGCUCCACCGGCUGACAUUGCUCUCAGUGCGCGCCUGCCCCGGCCUCAACACCAUCGAGCCGGACACGUUCAAACACAACCCGGCGCUGGCCACCCUGCGGCUCGAGGAGAACCCCAACCUGACCGAGCUGCCCGACAAGCUGCUGCUCUUCCUGCCGCUGCUGCGCUCGCUUAGCCUGCACGCCAACUCGCUGAGCUCUCUGACGGAGAGCACGGCCGACUGGCGGAACCUGGCGGCGGACCUGGGCGGUAACCCGUGGCGCUGCGACUGCGCGCUCCGCUGGCUGGCCGAGCUGCCGCCGGAGGUGAACAUCAGUGGCGCCAUCUGCGCGGCGCCGGACCGGCUGCGGGGCACCUCGGUGCGCGGCCUGUCCGCGGAGGACCUGGACUGCGGCGCGGCCGACUCCAGCUCAAUGGGCCUGGUGAUUGGUCUCAGUGUGGGCGCCGCCGUGUUGCUGCUAGCACUGGCCGUCGGCGCGUGCUACCGCUACCGGCGCCGGCUGCACAAAAUGUUCAAAGUGCUGCCGUGGCGCGAGCGGGUCGGUCUGAAGCGGAAACAGGAGCCGUACCACCGCGGUCAGACUUAUUACUGCCACGAUAUGUACGACCCGAUCCACCCGCGCGACAAGCCCAUCCCAGUGACCGAACUGUGAUGACCGGCCGCCGCCAGUGGCCGGUGCUAGCUACCAAAGACGGCGCUCUGUGGCGCCCGGCCGCGGCGCCGGAGACAGUGGACGCACACACACAGUGACGCUCGCUCUCCUAGUCUGGGGUGGGACGGGCCGCGCGCGGCCGGCCGCGAAGCAUAUCAUUCUCUGUGCGCUGACGGUGGCGUGGCGCGCAGCUCUGCUGCCGUGAGCUCGUGGCGCCGUGAGCCUGUGAGUGAGUGAGUUGGUGAGCCGGUGCAGCUGCCAGUUAGGGGCGGGCUACGCUCCGCGCGGGGCGGCAGCGAUCCUAGUCUUCCCGGGUUGGGCGGCGGCCCGCGGGCCCGAGCCGGGAGUGGGGGCCUCCCGAACAUGGCAGACGCUGUGAUGUGCACUCAUUUUAUGUAUGCUGUCUGUUGUGCAUUCGGAUCGUGUUUUUGUUCCAUUAGAUUUGUAUAGCCGGUAAAGUUAUCGAGAUUCAAGGACAAGGUUCCCAGAAGUUUUUCGUAGCAUAGUUUUACUUUGUCGCUGCCCGCCAGACUGUAAAUUAAAACUUAGACUGUCGGGGCGGCAAAAACUGGCCAGCAUAGGCACAGACGAGCCUUUUUUAUCGAUGCGUGCCGCACUUAUCGGUGCCUCUGUGAGCGUCGUCGAUAUCUGAUCGGCGCUGACCCCGCGUCCUCUGCCCCGCCCCCUCCGCUCCUCUUCUCCCCACUUUGAGCUCUCCCUCGGCCGCCGCUGAGACCCUCUCUAGUCCCCGCUCGGACCGGCUCGGUCGGAGCGGCCCCCGGUUCGGUGCAGCUCCUCGGCAGCUGGUCCCUGGUCUCCUCUCGACUGAGGACCGCCUGUUACCGGGCCGCCGCUGCCCCAAAGUUGGCAGUUAAUGUCAGCGGUACGGACGGCCCACUCCAGGCGGGAGUUCGGUGGAGGGCUCUCAAAUCUGUCGAGUACGUCAGACCUGUCCGCUCGCCCGACAAGCUGAUACCUUUGUGUGUUGUUUACCCCUGUGGCGAGGACGCAGCUUUGCGCCCAAGGUUGUCGGCGGUCGUUUUGUGCUGUUACCUCUCAGAUGCUCACUGCCCGCCGCGUGCGUGCGUGUGUUAUGCUCAGUUCCUGUGUGGCUUGGAAGGUCGACCGGCUGCGACCGGCCCGUUUGUUUUUGUUAUUCAUGCAUUCCAGUUUGGUGAUAGGCGGCGCGCAUCCGGUGUCUGACCGGUCACCGCCUAUUGGGCCGCCCCCGCCUCCCCCCCCCUGCCUAGUCCAGCUCCCCCGUCAUCGGUCGGCCAGGCUACAGUCACUCCAUCUAUGCAAUGUAUUCAUAGCGUCUUACUGUGCAGCCGCGGCUCGUGAAGCUCACUGAGUUUGUGAGCUGAGCUGAGCCGGACUGAGCACUGUUGCCGUCUCUGUCCACUGAGGGAGGGAGGGACGGGCUGUGACCGACACAAGCCCCGUCAGACAUUGAUUGCUCUCUUAUUCGUACGUCAGUGCCGAGUCGCUCGCUUCAUCCGUUUUCGUAUGUGCCAAGCCUGUAAAUGCUGUACUCGAAUAUUACAGUCGAUCACACGAUGCCA